UAUUGUGACUUCUCUGUUUCUGUUUUGUUGAUGCGCUUGUUUUCAAAACUGCAUUGGCAUGUUGGUACACGUGGUGCUUUCGUGAACUUGUGAGCUUGCCGUGCGUGAAGCUCUGAAACAUGGAAAAGACAGAGUACCUCUCAAGUUGCGCCCGCUUUCUUUCAGAGUUCUCUUGGAUCUACAAUGCUCGUAUGACAGACUUGCUCAUUGCCGGCACACUGGACGCGGUACCUGCUGAGUGGGUGAACCACCUAGAGAAGCUUUCUGGUGAAGAACUUGGCAAGGUGCCCUUUGGACUAAUCAAGAGUGAUUGGCCUUCCAGCCUUCAGUCUUUUGUAUCUCGUGCUGUGAAACUGGGGGAAGCUCGCUUUCUGGAGCCACCUUCUGAGCUGGUUUCAAAGAAGACAGUGCUGCCCCCUGCUUGGCGCCAAGGCCUAACACCCAAGAAGCAGCUGGAACUGGAGUGGCUUGCCACUCUGGUGGCAGACACUUGCAUCGCAGCACAAUGCGGAAGGGUCCUAGAUGUUGGUGCUGGUGUGGGCCACUUGGCAAGGGUGCUACACCACAGAUAUGGGUUCACAGUUCUUGGCAUCGACUGUGACGCUUCCCACUUGCCCAAGGCCCAAGAGCGCCUCCGAAAUUCUGGCUGCACUGAGAAUGUUCACUACUUCACACUCCAAGUGGAUGAUAGUGCAGCCACAGUGGAGAAGGUGCACCACCUGCUAAGAAACUGCCCAGACCAUGUCCCCUGUGCCUGCGGUGAAGAGUACAAGUUCGUCAAAGAGCUCACCACAAAGAACCGUUAUGUCCUGGUGUCACUGCAUGGCUGCGGCCAACUGAGUCCUGGCUUAAUGCGGCUGUUUCAUGCACUGCCAGAGCUUGAAGCCUUGGUGUGUAUUGGAUGUUGCUACCACAAGGCUACCCAGCUAGAUAACUACUUCCCUCUGAGCCAUGAGCUGACCAGCUUGGGAGACCAGUGGCUCAGCCGUGGCGUUCAAUACCAGGGACUACGCCUAGCUUGUCAGGAAUUGCGGGACAGCUGGGAACCUGACCGGGAACCACGACAUCUACUCUUCAGGGCCUUACUGGAAGUUGCAUGCCAAAAGCAUGGUCUUCCAUGGAAGAAGUCACGGCGCCACAUGGCCAGGCAUUCACAGCUGUCUUCCUGGGAUGCUUAUCGAGAGCACGUCAUGCAAGAUGUCCACUGCCACACAAGUGAAGAACGUGACACGUGGUGCAGCAUCCUCAACAGACUGCAUGCCAGGCACCAGCACCAGCUUUCAGCAGUCCGUACGCUCACGCUCCUCCGGCAGCUGCUGCAGCCUUGUUGGGAAGGUAUCGUGCUCGGUGACUGGGCGUGCUGGAGUGGGGCUCAGCUGGUGGCUGCCUUCCCGUCUGCCGGCUCUUCGCCACGCAACAUUGCCCUGCUCCUGGCUCGCCAGCCUCCGCCACAUUAG
This is a messenger RNA of Dermacentor silvarum, 1457 nucleotides long. Its product is annotated as methyltransferase-like protein 25B. The transcript is spliced from 10 exons. The record is from RefSeq and is a predicted model, not a curated record. The coding region runs from base 120 to 1457 and encodes 445 amino acids. Lineage: Eukaryota; Metazoa; Arthropoda; Arachnida; Ixodida; Ixodidae.